Molecule: messenger RNA, 7494 nt
Organism: Biomphalaria glabrata
Lineage: Eukaryota; Metazoa; Mollusca; Gastropoda; Planorbidae
Product: G-protein coupled receptor GRL101-like
Exons: 2
Coding region: 1168-4461 (1097 amino acids)
Biological process (GO): G protein-coupled receptor signaling pathway
Cellular component (GO): membrane
Molecular function (GO): protein-hormone receptor activity; G protein-coupled receptor activity; protein binding
Source: RefSeq, a predicted model, not a curated record
UAUGCCUUUUUUUCCCUGUUUCUGUUUCUUGAAGGAAGGUGCGAGCCCAUAGGACUCCGUGAUUUGGCCAUAAAGUUUUAGUUUGCGUUUUUUUUUUUGGCAGUGGUCAGCAGGGCACAAUAGCCAUUGUGAUCCUUUUCCGAAUCUCCAUAUUUAAGAUGCGGUCAUACAAAGUAUCCUUCUAAAGCAACUCAAUUCCAUUGCAAGGAUCCUCAUCUCCAGUUCUAGAAUUAGCGUCCAAGAUUCGCAAGCAUAAAACAACGUGACCAUGACCAAUGUGCACUUCAGACUGACUCUUAGCAAGAGUGGCACCCUUAAAAUGUCGUAAUCACGAGCUGAGUUCAUGUCAUCUUUGUCUCGAUAUAAGCUUUCUCUUUCACCUCUCUUCACCCAUCUUUCUUUCUCUCCGUCUCUCUCUACUUCUUCCUCUUAUAUCUUCUCUUCCUCUCCUUCUCGUUCUGUUCUGUCUUCAUUAUUCUCCCUCCUUCUGUUCUUCUUUCUCCCCUUCUCUCUCUUUUUCUUUCUGACAGACAGACAGACAGACAGAAAGAGUUGAUAUAAGCUUUGUAAAAACCACUCGUCAUUUCUCGUGCUUUAGAUCAAUCUGUUUCGGACAUUGUUCUCUUGUUGUCUCCCCUUUUCUCUCUUCUCUUUCUAUUCUCUCUUCGCCUCUGUCCUUUUCUUUUUCUUAUAACUCCAUCUCUCUUCUCUUUCUUUUUGUUUUUUCUCUCUCCUUCUCUCUCUAUUCAUCCCAUUCUCUUAUUUUUCAGUUUCUCUUCCAUCUCCGUCUCUCUUUUCUCUCAGUGUGUCUCUCUCUUCUCCCUGUUUUUUGUCUCUCUUUUCUCUGUGUGUGUCCACCCCCUCUCUCUCUCUUUCUCUCUCCUUAUGUCUAAAUAAAAGUGGAUGAAUCAGGAUGUGGACAAAGAAAGAUGGAAUAUGGAAUAUGGGAGUAUGUUCUCCUGGAUUGAUAAUAGAGAGUAGAGAGAGUUCAAAACAUGAAUCAGUGAUGUUUUGUUAUUUCCCCUAAGAGAUUGCAAUGCAAGAGAUAAAGACAUUCUCUUUGUAAUUGACUGUCGUGAUAGCACACGCAACCAAAUAGAAUUUAUAAAUAAAACACUGAGGCAUCUUACUGAAGCUAAACAUUGGCUUAUCGCUAAUUACUCGGUAAUGUUUAUCUCCUAUAAUGGUAUAAGUGAUAUACAUUUAGAAGAUUAUAGGAAUGCAGUCUCAAAUUGCAGUGAAGUAUAUCAUAUUGAUAAAAUAUUUCACGCAUCUAAAGUGUGGUUCUCUUCAAGGAAUAGAUCUCUCCCGGCAUUCUUUUUAGUCUCCGUCUUACAAGAAUCCCUAGAAAAACGAGCAACUUUUAUUCACAAUAUUUUAAAGGAACAAAGCAAAGACACUCGUGUGAACAGAUUCUUUAUAAUCCACACAGCAAUGGAAAAGACUUUGCCUUCUUCAGACUCCAUUUACUACCACAACUCUUAUUUAGAGUUAAAAAUUGAAAACGUGUUUCCCAAAGUUUGUGAAAUAAGAUGCGAAGAUAAUAUGGCAAAUUUUAGCAGUGACUACACCACGUCCUAUUACCAUAUAGCUGAUGUUUUGAAUAUGAGUUAUGAUCAAAGUGUCCAGUAUUGUGCAGGAAAGGUCAACAGCUAUUUGGUUUCAUUAGAGUCGUCUCAAGAAAUUAUUUUUGUAUUACAACUUAUAAAAAAAAGAUUUGAUUAUCAAAAAAUUAAUCAUUUUCGUUUGUCAGUUGGCAUUAAAGAUGGCUAUUAUUAUUUCUUAUGGUUUUCGGGCAAUCCUUUUGUUUCGGUAAAUCGCCUAUUCGAGUUAUCUUCAAAAAAAUGUUUUUUUCUAAACAUUUCAAUUAGCGAAAUAGAUUUAUCUUUGGCAGAAGUAGAUUAUAGAUUUUUAUACAAUGAAUUAUACUCUGAUUGCACCGAUGUACAACUUCCAACGUUAGUACUGUGUGAGUGCCACGAGGUUCAUAGAAAUGAACAUUUUACUCGUAAAUUACUUUAUGCAGUAUCUAGCGAUGUGAACAAAAUAAGUACACGUCAUUAUUUCUUAUUACUGCAAGCUGUUCUUUCUGAAAAGUAUCAUAAAGUGAAAUAUAAAAGAAGUGAUAAAUUCCAAACAAUUCUAUGCCAAAACCUGGGAAACAAGAGUGACUAUUUACAAAUGUACGUGUGCAGGUCACAAUAUCAAAAACAAGAGAUUAGUUCUAUUUCAUAUGUAAGAGAAAUUGAUGAAAGAUAUUAUGUCCUUGAAAGUAUAAACAUUUCGGAUUGUGAGAACUACCGCGAAUGUCAACAAAAUAUAAGAAAUAGAAUUGCAUAUACAGUAACAGAACGACCUCUCUAUAUACCAAUACAUGAUAUUCAAUUGUUGUGUAUCUAUAAUAAUAAUACUAAUUACAGUAAUGACACUAAUAUGCUAAAUGUUAUUGACAACAGCGAUUUUAGUUGUGAAUCAAAGAUCCUCAAGCUGAACUCUACAUCGCCAUCAUCAUUUCAGUGUGAAUUUCAACAAAACAUUUCAGAUUACAGAUGUAUAAGAAAUAGAUAUUAUGUGUAUUGCAAAGAUAAUUCACAUUUACAGAAUUGUGAGAAUUUUACAUGUCCUAAAGAUUUCAUAAAGUGUCCUAAGUCCUAUUGCAUCUCUAAUACAUACAUUGGGGAUAGAGUGAAAGAUUGCCCAUAUGGAGAAGAUGAACUUAAAUUAGAGAAUUAUUCGUGUGCCGCAGAUUUUACAUUGAAAUCACGAGGAGUUUGUAUUGAUGUAUUCAAUUGGGUAAAUAACAAUUGGAUAUUACCAUUUAGUGAAAAUAUAACGUUUGAAUGUAAUCCACCGUGUCCCAAGGAUUUCGUAUGUGUUUCUACUGCAUUGCACAUAGAAGAUGGAGUUACGGGUAAAAAAUACAUUAAAUACACAAGGAAGAGAACUUUUAACAUGUUUUCCCUUUUUAAUUUGAUGUUUCAGACCAGGAUGUAUUUAGUUAAUUUCCCUUUGCUUCAAGUGGUUGAAUUUUACGGUCCAAAUUGUAGAAUACAAAACUUUGACUAUGGAUUUCAAUAUUGGAAACUUUUAGAUCUCAUUGUCUUAGACCUUAGUUAUAAUGAGAUGACUAGCAGUAAUGAAAUGAAAAGUAUAAGUAACUUAAGUCAAUUAAAAGUAUUGAACAUUUCCCACAAUACAAAUUUAACAGUCGGAAAAGAUUUUUUCUUUCCUAGAUCUCUAGAAAUUAUUGAUUUAUCUUAUACAAAAACUUCAUCAUUAAAAUUAAAUGUCUUUGAAAACGUGAGUCAGCUGAAAGUUUUAAAAUUAAGUAAUACUUUUAUUUCUAGGUUUCAAGAUAUGGGAAUACCGGAAUACUUUACACUAGAAACUUUAUACAUAGAGAAUGUUACUAUUACAAAUAUUGAAAAAAAAUUUUUCCGAGGUCUUACUAUAAAGUCUGAGUUACGAGCUAGUGAUUAUAAACUUUGUUGUCCACAAAUAUUAAAUCCAAAUAUUUCAGUAGACAAAUGUCAUGCACCUUUAGAUGCCAUCUCUUCAUGUAAACAUCUUGUUGGUGACAUUCUAAAAAGAAUUACCAUCUGGAUAGUAGGUGUUGUAACUUUAGUUGGAAAUGGCAUUGUGUUGGUUUAUAGAAUUGGUUGGAACAGAGAGAUAUUUAAAAAAGCUUAUGGACUGUUUAUAUCUGGUCUGGCUGUUUCAGAUUUUAUAAUGGGAGUAUAUUUAAUUCUCAUAGCUACAGUAGAUAUUCAAUAUAAAAAUAUUUAUGUAUUAGAAGAUGUCAAAUGGAGACACAGUGUUUUGUGUCAGUUUGCAGGAUUUCUGUCAACAAUCUCAAGUGAAACUUCUAAAUUUUUUAUUUGUUUGAUAACAAUAGAUCGUUUCUUGAAAAUUACAUAUCCUUUUGGUCAACACAAAUUUUCUAAAACAGGUAAAAUAUUUUCUUUUACAUUGGUUUGGUUUUUUGGUUUCAUGUUGGCUUUAAUUCCUAUCAUAGCUACUAAAUGGAAUAUUUAUUCUUCUAAUGGUUUGUGUUUGGCUCUGCCUCUGGGAUCCACUGAAAAUAAUGGCUGGGUUUUUUCUUUUAUUGUUUUUGUAGUUUUUAAUUUUAUAUUGUUUCUAUUCAUAGCCUUUGGUCAAAUCUGUAUUUUGUCAAACCAUAAAAGUAUCAGGAGAAGUAUUCGGAACCUUAGUAAAAAUAUAAAAAAAAGGAAAGAGGAUAUGAGCAUAGCCAGAAAAUUGGCUUUUGUUGCCCUGACAGAUUUCAUGUGCUGGUUUCCUGUUGGAAUACUUGGAUUUCUUUCAUUAAAAGGUCACAUCUUUGACCGUGAAGUUUACGCUUGGAUCGCUGUAUUUGUCAUGCCUAUAAAUUCAGCUCUAAAUCCAAUUAUUUACACUAUACCGUCAAUUUAUCAAAAAUAUAGUUCAAAGAAGGCAGGCUGAUCUUUAACAAAACCGUAUAUUUCGCUUAUGAUAUUUUGUUGUUGUUGAUAUUUUGGAUUUUUCGGCAUAACGGCACAAUUUAGGCCUGGUCGUGCCCAUCCACUUACGAACAAAGUCGCGGGACUCUUGUUAAGAGAUAAAGUUCAGCCCCAAUGUCCACUAGAAUAGUGACCGAUUAGUGCGAAAUUCUGAAACUCUGCUCUUUUUUCUUUGCUUCGAAAUUUUUUUAAACACAUUUAUUUAUAUUUUAGAGUUUCUUAGUAUUUUAUGUAAUUAAUUAUGUAGACUCCUUCAGCAGCCAUAGAACGACUAUGUUUCAUCUCGUAUGGCACUUGUUAUUGACUGUUGAGCUGUAUUCUCGAGAGACAUUCUUGCCAACAUAUAAAUGAAGUUGAGGUAGCAUCUAGUUUGGUAAUAGAGAAACCAGCCAUUUUUCGCUUGGCUCGCUUCUCUUUUUUUUUUUUGGUUUUCCAGAGCUGAUGUCAUACUCUUCACUUAUUCUUCUCCACGUAGUGAGGUCUUCAAAUGUUUUCCCAGAAGCCAACAUCAAUGUCCACCUCUCUGAAGUUCCGUUUCAUUGAAUCACUGCAAAUAUUUCUUAUUAGCCAUAUAUUACGCAUCGUACUGUCAAUCCGGUCACUGAGAGUGUUUUGGAAAAUAUUAAACUAAAUAAUAAUGUUAUAAGAAAGCGAAUGCGUGAAUGUAAAAACUGUAUGAAUGGAGCCAUCAAAAUAGCUAAUCGACCUAAAUCCUGUUUUUGAAAAAUACAAGCAUUUGCUUUUAAGCCUAUAUAUAUAUAUAUAUAUAUAUAUAUAUAUAUAUAUAUAUAUAUAUAUAUAUAUAUAUAUAUAUAUAUAUUUAGAUCUAGAUCUAGAGUCUAGAUGCUAUUAUAAUAUACAGACCUAAUAUUAUAAGAGUGAAUUCAAGCGCUCAAGAAGCUUAUUAAUUAUUGUAUUUUUGUAUAUUUAAUAUCCUCCAUAUAGAGCCCCAUGUAGACUUUCCAAUCACACUGUCCAAGCGUUCUUGGUGUCCCGCAUGAUCGACUCCAAUGACUACUGUCAUCGUUAGCGCUGAGAGCUUUUUCUUGGAACAUCAUUCAUCUUAAGUAAUAUUGUAUCCGUUUUAAUUUGAAAAUGACAUUUCGCCGUUAGCAUUACAAUUAAGUAUAUCAUUAAAUGAGAGUUUAGAGAUGGCGAAAUAAAUAACCAAGUAGGAGCAACGAAGUUUAGAAGAAAAUUGUUUCACUUUGAAAGUGUUUACAACCAGAAUAUUAAUCAAUCAAAACUAUAUUGCUAUUGUUUUCAAUGUGAUUCCAUUCCAUUUCUUGCUUUUUUAAAUGUCGUAUUACAAUAUAAUCAUAGCAUCAGCAUAAUAUAUGUAUAAUAUAGUUUCUAAAUAUGUAUUUAAUUAUUUAAACUUCACUUGUUAAUUAAUACCUGUUUAUAUAACAAAGUUGUCAGGAUGUUUUUCUCUCCCCUCCCCCUCCCUUUUUUCACUCCAAACCUAAUCGUGACAUCGGUCAACUGGAUAGGACUUAGAUGAGAUGAUUGAUGAGCGCCUAAAGGUAGCAUGGAAACAUUUGCACGGAUACCCCUCCUUUCCCCACUGGUCCACAAGAGACUGGAACAUAGCGCUCUGUGGAUACUAUAUGAUGAUGCCCUAUAUAAAUUUAAUAAAAUAAAAUCAAAAUCACUUGAUGUGGAGUGGAAGUUUUAAUCUCGGGAUCGGUGGGGGCCUCUGAGCCCACCCUGCUCUAAUGUGUACCUGACAUUAGCUGGGGAAAAGUAGAGGCGGUUGGUCGUUGUGCUGGCCACAUGCUACCCUCGUUAAUGACCUUUUACAUUAUAUGACCUAAAGAUCGCAAGGUCUGAAAGGUGAACUUUAUUUUUUGAUUACUUGAUUUGAAUCUAAUAAAUCAAUUGAGCCACAAUAGUCUGACACACGCAGCCUCGCUCAUUCCUUCAUUUGUUUUUUACUAAUAUUCAAGUGACCCAUCUUCCAUUUCAAAGAAUUAGAACACAUUGAAGAAUACUGUAAAGAUAAUUUUUUAUUAUUAAAUGUAAAAAAACCCAAAGAAAUGAUAAUCGAUUUUCGUAGGGACAAGAAGGAAAAUGAUAUUGUUUCUGUAGCUGGAGAGACUAUUGAAAUUGUGCAAACCUUUAAAUACCUUGGUACUAUCCUAGACAAUAAACUAAAUUUUACUGCAAAUACUGAUUAUAUCAGCAAAAAAGGGCAGCAAAGAUUACGACUACUAAGAAAACUGUCCUCGUUUAAUGUUAGCGAAAAGGCCUUGGCUAUGUUUUAUCACGCUCACAUCUGCAAUAUUUUAAGUUUCAAUAUCACUGCCUGGUAUGGCAAUCUGAGCAUUAAAAAUAAAAAUAAACUUAAUAGAAUCCUAAAUGCUGCUGGCAAAAUCAUUGGCAAAAAACAAACCCCAUUUGGGCAGUUGUUUGAGACAAACAUCUAUAAAAAAGCUAACAAGAUCCUCGAAAUAAAGAAUCACCCUUUGUGUCAGGAUUUUGUGAUUUUACCAUCACAAAAGAGAUACAAGACACCGAUAGCAAAGACAAACAGACACAAACACUCUUUUGUUCCCCUGGCAAUCAAAUCAUUAAAUAAGAACAAUCUGGUAUAAACUUUGUCACAUGUAAAUUAUGAGUGAGUCUGGUGUGAAUGUACACUUUAGUUUCUUAUAGUUAUAAUGUUUUUUGUUUGGUGUAAUGCACAAAUUGUAAGACAAAUUUCCUUACGGAUAAUAAAGAUUAUUAUUAUUAUUAUUAUUAUUAUUAUUAACUUUGGAUUGCACAAGGCUCUUUAAUUGUUUCUACUACGUAUGCUAAGACAAUGUGGAUAAUGUUAAUUAUUAUUUGUACAGAAAUAUAAUUAAUUUAACCUUUCGAUCAUUUACACAUGUUAUAAAUUGUGUAUGUGCAUUAUUAUAUUUAUUGUCAAAAUAAUAUUAGUACACUUAUACAAUUUAUUAACCAAUGUCUUCUGUAUAUGUUAAUGUACUCUUUCUAAAAAAUAUGCAUU